CAGAAAUACUGUGAAGACCAAUGCGGUCCCCAUUCCGCUUAGCUCACGGCUGACAAGGCUUAAAUCAGGGGUCACUCCAGCUCCCGAUUUGAACAAGUUCCACGCCACAAACACUUGCCCCGACCACGAAUUCGAUAGUCCGCAUGCGUUCUAGAAUGUCUUCAAAAACGAGACCUCAGCAAGGGAUGACACCCCUCUUGGGAAUGUAGUCUUCCAGUCACUCACUCACUCAUCAUCUUCUCACCAAACACUCAUCUAUCCACCUAUCCAUCCACAGUCUCUACCUACCAAGCAUCAAGAAUCCAGCAUCAAGCCCGUAACACUCCACCACGAUGCCCCCCCUCUCCACCCAAGCCAGCACAGCCAUCAAGCUGAGCAUUGCGUUUCUCUCCAUCGCCAUAACGGCCUUCUACCUCUUCUCCGGAUCGGCAGAUAUCACGCAUCGGGGGUACAGGGCUAUAUACCAGACUGCUGUGAAGGGCAAGAAGGGGCUGUUUGUGGAGAGUCUUCUGGCGGAUGAGAAUGAGAUAGAUGGGCCUUUUAAUAAUGGCACGCUGGUCGAGCUGUGCAGGACGAGGCAUUGGACGCCGGGGUUGAUUUUCAAAUGUGAGGCGCCGGAGGGAGGGAUUGGGAAUGUGCGGAAUGUGUUCUUGAAUUGUGUGCGCUAUGCCAUUGAAGCUGGAGCGACGGGCUUCAUCGUCCCUGAAAUCCUCCUACGAACCACCGCCUCUCCAGACGGCACGAAUGUCCCCUUCACGCAUUAUUUCGACCUCGACCACUUCACCACCACCCUCCACCAAACCUGCCCGCGCAUCCAACUCAUCGCCCACCAAAACGACCUCUUCGACCUCCCCUCCACUGCAAUCCCCGUCCCCCUCGUCCCAACCAGCAUCACCAUCUCUCUAAUCGGCGGCUUCAUCCUCGGCGCCCCCGGAAACUGGUCCCAAGACUUCCACUCCUUCCUGAACAUCACGCACCCCGUUCCCCCUUCAGCCACAAAACCCAUCCUAGUCUCCCUCGCCGCACCACUCAUGCAGUUCCCACUCACCUACGACGACCCGCACCUCGUCGCGCAGUUCGGGCGGAUCCUACGCUUCAGACCAGACGUAAGACGUAUAGCUGCCACGACGGUGUACGCACUUAAUACGAAAUAUAAAUUGGGGUUGCAGCCGAGACGGGAUGUUAUCCAGGGGAAGUUCUACGGUGCGCAUUUGCGGACGGGGCAGGAUGCUGUGGCGGCGGGGUGGACGGCGUAUGGUGUGCAGGAACAUAAUUAUAUCGCCCACGCGAGGAAGGCGAAUCUCGCACUGAUAUACCUUACGUCUACGACGGAGCAGGAUGUAGAGGCGUUUAGGAACACGGCGGCUAAUGCGCUGAUGUCGGUGGAGACCAAAGAGAGUUUACUUGCUUCUGUAUCUUCCCCGGAGAGCCCGUCGGUGUAUACACCGUUGAAGGGAUUUGAGGAGGAGUGGAAGUUGUUGCAGGGUCUGAGCUGGGAUCAGCAGCUGCUUGUUGAUUUUGAGGUGUUGCUGAGGAGUAGUUUGUUUGGCGGGAUGUGGGAGAGUAGUUUUAGUUGGAAUGUGGCGAUGAGGAGGCAUGUUGUUGCGAGUGGUGCGAAGGGGUGGACGAGUAUUGCGGAGAGGGGGGAGGGAGUUAACAACUCUGCGCCGCCAGUGAAGAGGGGAAUCACUGGUAGAGCGUUUGAUGGUAUCGAAGGGGGACUGGUGGGCAGACAGGAUGUGGAAUCAGAGAACGCGCCGCCAAAACCAGAAGAAGCAGCUGAUCCAGAAACACCUACUGAGCCGGACUCUCCUCCAUCCUCUGAUGCCUCCCCAUCACCAGACUCUCCACCCACAGAUCCAGCAGCCUCUGAGCCUCAGCCAGCAGCAGAAACCGAACCCGAACCCGAACCCGAACCCGAACCACCCACAACCCCCAACACAUCCGCCCCACCCACCGAACACCCCGGAUUCACCCCCGAAAACCCAGCGACCCUCUCCGCCACCGAAACCGAUCUCGAGAACCGCCUCGAAGCGGAGAAGAACGCGGCGGGCCCGCCGGCGAAAAUAGAGAGCGAUGGCGCCGCGAAGGAAGGGGAGGCGAGCUUUAGGGAUGCGCUGAGUGUUGUUUUUGGGCCGGUAGGGGAGGGGAGGAGGGUGAGGGGGAGCUUGUGGCCUUGA
This is a messenger RNA of Cadophora gregata, 2180 nucleotides long. RefSeq lists its product as uncharacterized. NCBI's taxonomy places the organism in Eukaryota, Fungi, Ascomycota, Leotiomycetes, Helotiales, Ploettnerulaceae. The record is from RefSeq and is a predicted model, not a curated record. The transcript has 2 exons. The coding region runs from base 333 to 2180 and encodes 615 amino acids.